This is a messenger RNA of Suillus paluster, 1082 nucleotides long. RefSeq lists its product as uncharacterized. The record is from RefSeq and is a predicted model, not a curated record. The coding region runs from base 173 to 826 and encodes 217 amino acids. The transcript has a single exon. Gene Ontology annotation, cellular component: mitochondrion. Lineage: Eukaryota; Fungi; Basidiomycota; Agaricomycetes; Boletales; Suillaceae.
ACGGUGAUUUACAUUCUUGCUCGUGUUGAUUUUUAUCGUUCAUCGUCAAUAUCACUCAUCUGGCUUCGUCUAGCUAGCUCUUCUUUGGCCAGAGUACGCAAAUUUUUGCCAUCAAAAAAUUCAACUGAAAUUUGUUGUAGGACUUGUGUAUACCCAACCAUUGGUCUCGACCAUGUUAAGACGCGUACUACCUCGCUUUCCGCUCUUCAGAGUCUCUGCACCCAUACUUCCGAUAUCGUCGCGAAUAGGUGUUCGUUCAGUGCCCGCGAUAUCCCUGACGGGCGUCCCUCGUCAGUCGAGCUCGAGGCUGUUUCACCAUGUCCCUGCUCGCCUUACAUCAACAACCCCACCACCUCAAAACGAUCCAGGAUCACCGUUACCUCCAAACGCUACCCUCUCUCAAAGGCUAAAACAUCUCAUUAAAUCCUAUGGAUGGUAUGCCCUGGGAGUGUACCUCAUCUUCUCUGCACUAGACUUCACCGUCGCGUUUGUUGGAAUUAACCUGGUGGGCGCCGAACAGGUCGCGUCUCUCGCCGCCUACGCUAAGGAGAUCGCUAUUGGGUUCUUUCAUACCAAGUCACCAGAGCCUGGGCGUGAUGAACUGGAGAGCCCUUCUGCAGGAAGUGCGGGUCGCGAGGGCUUAUAUGCCACGUUGGUAUUGGCUUACACCAUUCACAAGACGCUUUUUUUGCCUGUCAGAGUUGGUUUGACGGCCGUUUUUACUCCACGAUUGGUGGGCUGGUUGCGCACAAGAGGUUGGGCAGGUGGUGAAGGCGCGAGGAAAGCAGCACGCGAUAUGAGGGAUAGGAUCCAAAGAAAGGAUUAAAAUCAGAUGAUGCGUAUUGGGUGAGAGGCAACUUACAACAUCAUUUUAUUUACACCACUCAGACCAUAGUCACAUACUAUUUGCAUGGCAAUUGUGCAUCCAUUCAUAUUGCCAUGACGCUAAUUUCAAACUAGAGCGAUAUUUGUACUGAGUCAAUUACAUAACUACGGCACAACUUGCAUUCAACUUGAUCUUAUUCACUUGAAGGCGCGUCAGGCAGAUGCCUAAGGAUUUCCCCAAUUCAAAAUUAGCAUGC